GAAUCCUUUUUGUUGAUGGUUACAUAAUUGAUGGAAUCGUUGCUUUCUGUUUUUGAUUAGAAUUGUUGAUUUUAAUUAUUGUGUUUGUUUUCUGUUUUUAUUGAUUCGUUUGAUUUGUGUUAAUCUGUGUUGGUUGGAAAAAUGUCUUCUGAAGGGUCUGGAAGCAAGAUUCGACUUCGUGCUGAAAUGUGUGCACCUUCAUCAAUCUCCUUGACUGAUUCUGAAAUAUUAUCUGAUAUCGUUUUUGUUUGUGGUGACGAUUUUAUCCCAGUCAAGAGUCAUAAGCUAAUUCUUAGAAAUUGGUCAACCUUUUUCUCUAAAAUUGUUGAAUGUUCUCUAUCAAUUCAAGGGCCUUUUCCAGUUACUCCCAUAGUCGUUUUAAAAGAAGUUCCCGGUCAAGAUUUACAAGAUAUUCUCAAAUUUAUUUAUACAGGAAAUUUAGUCGUUGAACAAUCAAGAGUCAAAUCAUUACUUAAAACUGCCAAAUUUCUUGAACUUGUCAAAUUACCCGAACAAUUAGAAGCCUCAGAAUUGGUUAAAGCUCCUCUCAACGAGUCAUUGGAAAUUGAUCAUCCAACACCAAGAACGGGAGCUCCUCUAGCAAUCACAAUGUGCCCACACCCACAACCACCAUCGCCACCACAUUUAGAGCCACAACCUCAACCACAAUCAGAAUCACAACCACAACCACAACCAUCGCAAACACAAUCAGAGCCACAAUUACAAUCAUCAACACCCCCGCCACCCUCAACCCCACCGUCAUCAUCAAAACCACCUCAAGAUGAGUAAACCUAUUGUCUAUUUCCUUUAAGAAAAUCAUUCAUAAGUAAAUAACGUUAUACUUUGAACAAUUUAUGCCAAUUGUAUAAAAUAAAAGAAAAUAAUUUUUUAACAAAUCACACAA
Panonychus citri (citrus red mite) is the source of this 904-nucleotide messenger RNA. Its product is annotated as broad-complex core protein isoforms 1/2/3/4/5-like. NCBI's taxonomy places the organism in Eukaryota, Metazoa, Arthropoda, Arachnida, Trombidiformes, Tetranychidae. The coding region runs from base 142 to 789 and encodes 215 amino acids. The transcript has a single exon. The record is from RefSeq and is a predicted model, not a curated record. Gene Ontology annotation, molecular function: protein binding. Gene Ontology annotation, biological process: regulation of transcription by RNA polymerase II. Gene Ontology annotation, cellular component: nucleus.